Messenger RNA from Lampris incognitus (smalleye Pacific opah), 2542 nucleotides. It is a transcript of the gene det1, whose product is annotated as DET1 partner of COP1 E3 ubiquitin ligase. The record is from RefSeq and is a predicted model, not a curated record. The coding region runs from base 331 to 1986 and encodes 551 amino acids. Gene Ontology annotation, cellular component: nucleus; cullin-RING ubiquitin ligase complex. Gene Ontology annotation, biological process: protein ubiquitination; positive regulation of proteasomal ubiquitin-dependent protein catabolic process. The transcript is spliced from 9 exons. Lineage: Eukaryota; Metazoa; Chordata; Actinopteri; Lampriformes; Lampridae. Gene Ontology annotation, molecular function: ubiquitin-like ligase-substrate adaptor activity; ubiquitin protein ligase binding.
UUGUCAUAACAAUCGGACAGCUCAUGUUUGAGAAACUAUCGAUUAAAACAAUGUGGUCAAAGAGCUGGAGAACCAUAAGAGGUUAUACAAUGAUAUAUUGAAUGAGAGAGGAAAAAAAGCGAAGUUUUACCAGGCUGGUCAGAAAACUUAGCCGGACAAGCUAGCCGGUUUGUAAACUCGGAACAUCCGGUCAGCUAACUGGAUACCUGGCGAGUUGACUUGCUGAGGGCUGAUAUGUGGAGACAAAUGUGUCUAUGAUGAAUCAUUGCAUGAGCCACUAUCGAUCAAUUUACUGAGGAAGUGGUCCAGUCAAUUAACAUAAUCUGCGCCAUGGACGAGGUCACUCCAACUUUGAAGCCUAGACGGAUUCAAAAUCAGAACGUGGUUCACCGUCUGGAGAGGCGUAGGAUCUGUUCUGGUCGGUCUGGGGCCCACUGGUAUCGGGUGCGUUGCUUCCACCAGAAUCUGUUUCCCAAUUUCACUGUGGUCAAUGUGGAGAAGCCACCCUGUUUCCUCAGGAAGUUCUCGCCAGACGGACGCUGCUUUAUUGCUUUUUCCUCUGACCAGACCUCGCUAGAGAUCUAUGAAUACCAAGGCUGCCAGGCUGCUCAGGACCUACUUAGAGGGCAGGAGGGGGAGACUCUUUCUACUGCCAAUGACCAACGCUCCCUCAACAUCCGCGGCCGGCUGUUUGAGCGAUUCUUCUCCUUGCUUCACGUCACUAAUGUCGCUUGCAAUGGAGAACACCUGAACCGGGAGUGUAGUCUCUUCACCGAUGACUGUCGCUACGUCAUCGUUGGCUCGGCCGUGUAUGUCCCCGAGGAGCCCCCACCGUACUUCUUUGAGGUGUACCGAAACAAUGAGUCGGUUACUCCCAACCCUCGGUCUCCCCUUGAGGACUACUCUCUCCACAUUAUCGACCUCCACACGGGCCGGUUGUGUGACACCAGGUCCUUUAAAUGUGACAAGAUCAUCCUGUCCCACAACCAGGGCCUCUACCUGUACAGAAACAUCCUGGCUGUGCUGUCAGUCCAGCAGCAGACCAUACAUGUUUUUCAGGUCACCCCAGAGGGGACAUUUCUGGAUGUGAGGACCAUCGGCCGGUUCUGUUACGAGGACGACCUCCUGACCCUGUCGGCCGUCUACACGGAGGCCCAGGCUGAAGGUCAGCAUGGCUUCCCCCGCCUCUACACCGACAAAACCAUCAACUCCCUCAAACACAGACUGCUAGUGUACCUCUGGAGGAAGGCGGAGCAGGACGGCAGCGCCAUGGCCAAGAGGAGAUUCUUCCAGUUCUUUGAUCAGCUGCGGAGGUUGAGGAUGUGGAAGAUGCAGCUGUUGGAUGAGCAUCACCUUUUCAUUAAAUACACCAGCGAAGAUGUGGUCACACUCAGAGUCACUGACCCUUCACAGCCGUCAUUCUUUGUUGUGUAUAACAUGGUAUCGACAGAAGUGCUGGCGGUCUUUGAGAACACAUCCGACCAGCUGCUGGAGCUGUUUGAGAACUUCUGCGACCUUUUCAGAAAUGCCACACUGCACAGCCAGGCCGUCCAGUUCCCUUGCUCGGCUUCCUCCAACAACUACGCACGGCAGGUCCAAAGAAGAUUCAAGGACACCAUAGUGAACGCGAAAUACGGUGGCCACACAGAGGCGGUGCGUCGCCUGCUCGGCCAGCUGCCCAUCAGCGCCCAGUCCUACAGCAGCAGCCCAUACCUGGACCUCUCCCUCUUCAGCUACGACGACAAGUGGGUCUCAGUUAUGGAGAGGCCCAAGACCUGCGGCGACCACCCUAUUAGGUUCUACGCCCGGGACUCAGGCUUGCUGAAGUUCAAGAUCCAAGCGGGCCUGCUGGGUUGGCCUGUCAAUCACGCCGUGCGGCGCCUCGUCGCCUUCACCUUCCACCCCUUUGAACCCUUCGCCAUCUCUGUCCAGCGCACCAACUCGGAGUACGUGGUUAACUUCCACAUGAGGCACGUCUGUGUGUAAGAGGAGGAAGGGUGCUCGCGGGAACAAUGGAGAACCUACCUACCUAUUUAUCUAUCAGUCUGUCCAUCUUUGGAAGCCUACACAGUUAAACCGGCAGUCUGUCCACUGUUUCUCUGCCUUUUCACCCAGUCCACCCUGUGGGAGAACACUGUCCCUCUCUUCUCUUACCUCUUAAAAAGCACUCACUCUUCCUCCUCCUCUCCCUCCAGUUAGAAAGCAGCAACCCUAUCUUACCUUUCGCCUCCUUCGCAUCACCUCUGCUCCCCUGUCCCCAACUCCCCCUCCAGCAGAGACUGAACUGUCGGGGAGGAAGGUUAGUAAAUGUGUAAACGGUGAAGUAUGAGGAGGUCAUUUAUGAUAUGGGAGCUCUUGGUAGGAACCAAAGAUGAUGGUGGGUUUUAUUAUUUGUUUGUUUGAUUUUAUUGUGGACUGAAAAGUGCCUCGUUCAUAUCAGAACUGCAUAAGCACAGAGUAAAGGAACUACACGGAGGAGAAAGGGGGGAUUUUAUGUUCUGUCCUUUAAGAUUUUUAAAUAUUAAGUGGAUGUAUAUAUUUU